Vespa velutina is the source of this 990-nucleotide messenger RNA. Its product is annotated as Y' element ATP-dependent helicase YEL077C-like. The record is from RefSeq and is a predicted model, not a curated record. The transcript has 2 exons. The coding region runs from base 1 to 990 and encodes 329 amino acids. Lineage: Eukaryota; Metazoa; Arthropoda; Insecta; Hymenoptera; Vespidae.
AUGCAGUUUACCGUAAUAUGUCUAUUUGGGGUUGUGGCCUGUGCCUCAGCACAAUUGGAUUUUGGUUUCAACUUUGGAAAGGGUUUUAGCUUCUCUUUAUUUCCUUUCGGGUUUGAAGUUAAUAAAAAUAUCUCAGUUGACGCUGGUGUUGGCAAUCGAGUAAGACGGCAGCUUUCGCCAAUUCGCGCCGGAGGUCCUCCUCAAGCAGGAGCGAGAUUCGAAUUCAAUAUAGGUGUUCAACCAAACGGACUAAUUUUUCCAAAUUUACAACCGGAUAGAUCUGGACAAGGCAAACCUAAUCCAUCCGAACCUAAACCAGAUGGACCUGAAUCAAGUGGACCUAAAUCAAUUGGACCUGGGUCAGCCGGACGUAGACCACUCAUACCGUUCCCAGGAAAUCAUCAAAUUUCACCACUAUUUCCGAUUAUUCCGCCUCUUCAUCUCAAACUUCACCGUAGACCUCAUCAUAGAUCUCAUCACAGACUCCAUCAAAAAUCAUCGACUUCUACUAAUCAACCUAGUACGAAUGUAGUAUCACAAAGUGCUGGAACUGUUACAGCAUCAUCCGACAGUACUAAGAUCAAGUCAACAACGGAUAAUACUUCUACUCAAACUAGCUCUCGAGCUACUAUUGCAUCUUCCUCUGAAUCUACUGAUGAAUCUACUGAUGAAUCUACUGAUGAAUCUACUAUUGAACCUACCACUGUAUCUUCUAGUAAAUCUACUACUGCAUCUUCCACUGCAUCUACCGCUGCAUCUGCUACUAAAAAAACUAAUAAAUCAUCUACCACUGAAUCUACUACUGAAUCUAUCACUGAAUCUACUGCUGAAUCUACCACUGAAUCUACUGCUGAAUCUACCACUGAAUCUACUGCUGAAUCUACAACUGCAUCAUCCAUUGAAUCCUCUAGUGAUGCAUCUACGACUGAAGCUACUAGUGAGUCUACAACUGCAUCUGCAUCUACCAGUUCAUCUGUAAAUUCUACGUAA